ACAACAUGAAGCCUACGUGAUUUAUUUUGAAGUCGAACUUCGUAAAAUGCCUAUGAGUGUAUUUCGAGCCCCCAACAAUGUAUCAAGGCUAGAAAACAACGUCAUCCAUAAUGAAUGAAAGCUCUGGAGACCCGCUAACACCCGCGUCAACGGAUUCGUCGAUCCCCAUCACAUGCUAGCUUUUACAAAAUCGACGCUUCAGUCUUCAACAUCACCUCAACCAAACCUUCUCAGGUACCUCCACACAAUCUCUGCUCUAUAGCUAAAUUCUCGCUACGAUACUACGUACAUACCAGUACUCUUACAUCUUCGUCUUGCGAACCGACAAUGGCGGCCGCGACUGACCUGAUCUCAUGCACGAUAUAGCAAGCUUUACAACGCGGCAAUGGCAAAGCCGCGAGAGCUCGCCGGCUCAUUCGUACCGACGCCCGAAUCUCUAGCAUCAUCGUCAACCUCCCGAUCACGCUCCGCAAGCCGAAAUCCGGACUAUAAAGAUGGUCUACGAAGUAGUUCGCGUCCAGGAUCUACCUCAGAGGUCCAUCCCCAUCAUGCGCACCAUGUCAGAUACUCCGAAUCCACCCAAGCAGGGACUAUCAUGGACCCAGAGCGGGUAGACCACCAAGAUUUUGCCAAGAAGAGACAGAGUCGCAUCAAGCGGUCUGGGGGCUUUCUAUUGGAAUCUGCAAUACCAGGUCUCAGGCGAAGAGUCAGCGGAGAAAGUAAGCAACGAGAACAGGAAUACGAAGGCCGGGCUGUAGAGAAUGGGCAAGAACUAAGUGCCGAUGCUGAGAAAUUGAAAGUAUCAAAGACAAGGAAGCGCACAGUUCAAAGCUCGCCACUUUCCAGAGAGACGAUGAAACCUGAAAUUGAAGACGUCAAGAGGACCGAUCACACGAGUUUCUCAUGGCAGGAGGGGCUCGACACAAAGAGGCAAAGUCAAAAAACCACACAUGUGCACGAAGAUAGUCACACAUGGCCAAGUGCUACAUCCAGUCAUCAGAACUCCCGCCGACCUGCGCCCGCGAUCGACCCGACUCAGAUCGUGAACAUGGCUUUGAACCUAAGCGAAAGUAGGAGGAGGAAUAUCAGUGUCGGCCAGGUAGCUGUUGGACCCAUGGCAAAUUCGCGACGAGCUGUUUCGAGGACUCCAGAUAACUCAAUGCUCCUACAAGGCAGCUACCACAGCUCGAAUACGGGAGGAAGUUUGAAACAGCAUCUACAACAGCAGCGUAGAUCUUCGCGAAAUAUAUCUCCCGUAACUGGGAGAUCUUCUCCACGAAGUCGACAUACUUCAACACCACACUCCGUGGUUUCGUCUGAUCCUUCUGUCACGAUGCUAGAGAACCAGGAGGUCUCUUACAGGUUCUCAGAUGCGACUCUAGCAAGGGCCACAAAGGCACGUGCCUACUUGGAAUUGUCAAUCGAACACAGGCGGUUAUUACAGUACCUACCGCCCUUGAAACCCGAUUUUCUCGCGCCGGGUAACUACCAGGUGUCAUCAAGCAGUGUACCUGGCACGACCUCUGUCGAGCUUCAGCGGUCAACUUCGAACAAAACAGCGAAGUUUCCCUUGGGUCGACAGUACAACCCUCUUCAGCUAAUCCGCAAUCGAAAGAUGAGAGCGCGGGAGAGGCGCCCUCUGGAUACCGAGCCCGAAGACUUCGAGGAUGUUCUUCGCACACGGGUAUGGGUAGAUGGUGUCGAAGAAACUUCAAAACGCCGCAGUUACCGAAAGCUUGACUCGGUGAAUCUGCCUACAUUUGGCCACAGUAGCGACUUCCAACGAAGCGCAAACAACACGGCUAUGCCAGGGCAGAAACGACCCAAAAUCGAGUGGUCAUUCUCGCCGGGUGAGCUCUUUGCUGACGCAUAUUGGCUCGAACAAAACAGCAAUAAGGCAGCCAUAGUAAAUCGAAAUGGCAACAAAAUCUUUGACUCAAGGCGACCUCAGACUGCCAUACCGCCUCGCGUAAGCGCAGAAAUAUCGCGAACGAUGCAGAGGACCAACACGAGUUCCAACGAGUCGUACGAUGGAGGGAGAUCGGAUACGUACACUGCCGAGGACAGUGAUGCACAAAGUCAUCGCGGCCGUAAACGAAGACUGCUACGGGCGGAAAAGCACGGGUGGCACGGAAGACAUCGCUCACGAAGCUCCUCAGGCUUGUCUUCAUCUGAUGAUGAAUCUAACAGACUCAUGAGCCUAUCGCACCGCCGUACUGGAACUAUAGACCUGAAUACAGGCCCUCUGCAAAGCCAUCUCAAUGACUUGAUUGAGCGGGAAAAAGGCAUGAUCUCUCCAGAGGUCGAAUCGCCGGACCACUGGGGCUCUGGGCAUGUGUCUUUGACUGGCGAGGUUAUUUCACCUUUGCGCAAAUCAUCCGUCGUAUCGGAUGGAUUUGAAGGGAGUGGAGCUAUGAAGAAGAGGCCAACGCACCUGCAGGCAAAACAUUCUGUCGAAGGUCCUGAAGAGGCCAUGAGGAAUCGAUCAUCAUAUGAGGACCUAUCAUCUGCUCCAAACUCGCCUGGAUUUCCACGAUUCCUCCCUCAAGGUCGCAUCGACAGUACGCCUCCUUCCAGUCGGAGAGGUAGUCUAUCGAAAGGUAGUACAAAAUAUAAGCUUGGCACCUUCCGUUCAAGCAAUCCCCAUGAUGGCAAUGAUUCGGCCCAGGACGCGGAUCAUACUUCUAAUUCGCGACAAACGAGCGGCGAUAAGUUGUCGAAUGCUCCAGGCGCGAAGUUCAUGCCUGCCAUCGGUGUGAAGCAUCUCUUCUCACACAAACGUAACGAGAGCCGCAAUAGUAUCGUAGAGCGGAUAGAUACUCAUGUCCAAGACGAGAAGCGCGAGUCCAAAGAGACCAAAGAACCACAAUCCGCGGUCACUCGGUUCCUCAAGGGCGUAAAGAACGAAGGAUCAAAGGUCGGCGACUUCAUAUUUCGAAAAGAAGCAGGUGAUGAUACAGUCUCGUCCUCAGAUUCGGACCUCGACGUAUCUGAUGUUGGAGAACAAUAUCGAGCAGAAAAGUUGAAGAAGCGACCUACACAUGUCAAACGAAGUUCAACCUCUGUAAUCGAGACCAUGAACUCACUGAAGCCUGCUCGGACUAGGCCUUUCAAACUACCAAUCUUUCGUUCUACCCAUGUUCAUGUGGAUGACAACGAUACGGUGUCUACCAACGAGGAUGAUAUCGAAGAACGGAAAGCCGAUGAUCGGGAGAACCUGUUACCUGCCAUGGAGCUGCGCACGUCCAAGACCCGUUCUGAGAACCUCUCAACGGCGAAUCCUAUAUCUACAAGGCCCCAAGAACCAAAAGCUCGCCCCAGUUUCACACUCACACGAUCACGCUCCGAUACGCGCACACGCCUCGCCAACAUCCUUGAACAUCCAGGAACAGUCGGUCGUGGUGGUCUGCCUGUCACAUCCCUUGCCCGCCUCUCUCCUUCUCCGUCUCGCGAGCCAUCCCACAGUCGUGACCGUUCCGACCAGCGCAGUAACAGCCGCCACUGGUCAAUCUCCGACCGCAAGAACUCCCAGCCCAGCACCACCUCAACUAUCACCCGUGCCGACAUCGCGCGGACACGCGCCCUACUUCUUUGCACAGGUAUCAAGGCCCGCGAAAUCACUCGCCGUGCCCAUGUCGUUCGUGACGAACCGGCGCCAUUCCUCCGCAAAGCCAUAGCGGCGGCCUCCAAGGAGUGUGGCUAUGAUACUCCUCGCGUACCACGCAUGCAGGAACAUGUUCUUGCCGCUCGAAUCCUAUCUGAGCAAUUAUCUGGCCGUACGGCGACCCUGCGCACCGAGACGUCGCUUUUCAAAGAGACACAUAUCGAGCCAUUACACAAGCAAUUACUGGCGUUGCGUGCUCUCUUACAUGAUGAGUUGGCACCCCAAAUCAAGAAUGCCGGGGCUGAUGCCGAGACGUAUGCGUCAAGGCUGAGUCGCACAUAUCCGCUGGAGACGAAGACAGUAGUCGAGAGGGCAGACAUUUUGGUCAGAGCAAGACGGAGGAAGGGCAGAUGGUUAAGACGGGGCGGAUGGGCGCUCGUAGAGUAUCUGUUGCUGGGCGCGAUGUGGUGGCUGUGGUUGUUGGUAACGGUGUGGCGAGUCGUGAGGGGUAUCGUGGGUGGAACGGGGAGAGCGGUUAGGUGGGUGCUAUGGUUACCAUGAUUGUAUUUGCCGGACUGGCGAUUUCAUUUGUAAUGUGGCAUAUAGCGUGGCGUUGAACUGGGUUGACGGAUUCUUGUAAGGUAUUGUUCAUUCGAGUGAAGUCCACACCAAGGGAUAUUCUGCAUCAUACUAUAUAUGUACAACGUGCUUCCUGUGUACCUAGCUUUAGAUGUCCGAAAUGGAAGGAUAAUCACGAACGACACUCACGUCUUUCC
This is a messenger RNA of Pseudovirgaria hyperparasitica, 4380 nucleotides long. RefSeq lists its product as uncharacterized. The record is from RefSeq and is a predicted model, not a curated record. Bases 386 to 4165 code for a protein of 1259 amino acids. NCBI's taxonomy places the organism in Eukaryota, Fungi, Ascomycota, Dothideomycetes, Acrospermales, Acrospermaceae. The transcript has a single exon.